AUUACUAUUUUAACUCCUGUCCACUUUUUAUUUUUCUAAGGGGGAAAAAAAUUGUUAAGAGCCCACGCCACCCCCUCCACACCCCCAUGAAAAAAAAAUUUGGAAACACAUUAAAAAUAGAUGACUAUUAUUCACUUAAUUAAUAUUUACUCAUAAUCAAUGAGUUAUCACAGCUGCCCCAGUUUACCUGCCAUUGACGAUGCGAGACGUCCAAUCCGUUUGGAUGAAGAGGGACGGAUGAGCCCACUUGGUCCAAAUGAACUCGACGUCUUGAGCCGCCAAUGGCAGGCUGAGUUUACAAGGAAAUUUAUCACACGAGUUAAAUUGACUACAUUCUUCGUUGGACGUAUAUUAACAGUCAAUGAGCAAUUGAUUGAAAAUGCGCUUCGAUUGACGCGGCAAGGUUUUGCGGGGACGCCGUCUGAUGGAUUCUCACCCGGCGACGACGACACGGACCACCUGAGGUUCCGGCUGGCUAAGACGGAGGAGGAGAUCGAGACUCUCAGGCAGGCGCUGCUGAGCAAAGAGAAGUCGGCCGCCGAUCUCCGCCGGCAGCUGGGUUUGGGCCCGUUGGAGAAUCUUAAGCACAACCUGUCCAAAGGCUGGCAAGACGUACGGACGUCGUCCCCAUAUCUGACGGCCUCAGCGGUCCUGGAAGACAUCGGCAACACGGAAGCGUCACUUCCUGUCAAUUUUGGCACAGGGCAAUUCCAGGUCAUUUCCUGUAAAUUUUGGGACAUUCAAAGGUGCGUGAGGACCAAGGAAGGUUUGGCUCAUGCAGGCCGUGUCACAUCUUCUGCAUUGUCCAACGUGGGCGUUGCUAUCACCAGAAGGUUGGCGGAGAUGAGAGCUCUACCGCUUCCAGGUCCGCCGCGCCACCACGUGAGCGUACCAUCCAUGAGACACUCUUCCACAUUCAAGUCUUUUGAAGAAAUGCUUGGCAACGUCAAGAGGAGAUGACGGCCAAAGAAGAGGAGAAACGAGCACUGGUGAUGACGAAUCUACGUUUGAAUAGCUUUCAGGAAAAAGGGAAAUGUUUUGUUCAAAACUGUCCACAAGAGGGCGGCAGAAUGACAGAAAUUCAAGGACGCUUCGCUGCCGUAUUUUGGACUCAAAUUGGGUGAAGGAAAUAAAUCUCCAGUUAAAUAUUUGGAGACAUGCUAAAUGAUUCCUGGGUCCUCGGAAGGGUGUUACUCUUUGGCUGCCGUUGACGGAAGUAGACGUCUAACCUGUUUUGAUUGGGAGGGGACUGAAAGCAGAGGUGGCUUGUAAUAUUGACUCUGUUACUUUUACUUGUGUUAACUUUUUGAGAAUAAUGUACUUAUAAGAGUAGUUUUACCACACCAUACUUUUGACUAUACUUGAAUAAAUGUGUGAAGAAGAAACUCGACUCUUACUUUCUUAGCUGUCUUUGCCAAAACGAUGUAGUACUUCAUAAAAUAAGGAAUUAUAUCAUGAAAACAACCA
This is a messenger RNA of Corythoichthys intestinalis (scribbled pipefish), 1467 nucleotides long. Its product is annotated as tumor protein D54-like. The transcript is spliced from 10 exons. Gene Ontology annotation, cellular component: cytoplasm. The coding region runs from base 160 to 960 and encodes 266 amino acids. Lineage: Eukaryota; Metazoa; Chordata; Actinopteri; Syngnathiformes; Syngnathidae. The record is from RefSeq and is a predicted model, not a curated record.